UCUCAUCCAAUGGAAAGUAACUGCACAACCAAAUCCAAACAUCUUCAUCGAAUUUCGUCUUCCCAUCUGCUAAGCACAUGGCUCUGUUUCCUCUCCAAGACUGCAUACCAACUUACGCAGCUGGUCAUGGGGCCGAUUUCUAUUCAUAUAAGAAGAGGGCCAUAGCGUCUGCUAUUCUCAUCACAUCCCCAAUCUCAGAAACUAGAAAUCAAAAUAUUUGUUUCCAAAGCAAAGGUAUAUUUACAUAUUCAACAAUGGUGAACUCCAAGAAGAUUAUUGAGAUGGCUAAGAAAUGGCAAAAGGUGGCUUCAUUGGGCAAAAGUGCCUCCUCAUCGCAGACCGGUGCUCAACUACAUUCUGAUGCUUGCAGUACAUCGGUAGCAGAGAAAGGUCACUUCAUUGUAUAUACCUCGGAUUCGAAAAGGUUCAUGGUUCCUUUGAGAUUUCUGGGGAGUGUUAUCUUUGUAGAACUCUUGAAGAUGUCUGAAGAUGAGCUUGGUCUACCAAGUGAUGGUCCUAUUCUAUUGCCUUGUGACUCAAUGUUCAUGGAGUAUGUUCUAACUUUGCUCAGAAGGCGAGGGUCAAAAGCUAUGGACACGGUGUUGUUAGAUACUGUUUUCAAGCACCAACGUUUCCCAUGUUCUUCGCACAUUAUAGGGUUGAAUCAACAAGCUGUUCGUAGCUUCUGAAUCUUCUAAUUCCUUGUAAAGAGUUACAAUUUUGUAGAUGAAGUUUAGAUAAUGGUAUGUGAUUAACAAAUCUUUCAGCUGCCUAACGAAUGAAAAAUAUUCAGCUUU
Asparagus officinalis (garden asparagus) is the source of this 797-nucleotide messenger RNA. RefSeq names its product auxin-responsive protein SAUR64-like. The record is from RefSeq and is a predicted model, not a curated record. The transcript has a single exon. Bases 78 to 689 code for a protein of 203 amino acids. Lineage: Eukaryota; Viridiplantae; Streptophyta; Magnoliopsida; Asparagales; Asparagaceae. Gene Ontology annotation, biological process: response to auxin.